UAAAACACCAGAGCUGCUGGUUUUGGUUCAGUGAAUCCGACAUCAUGGUGUCAGAGAAAGACUUGUUUGUGACGGCUGCUGUCCUUGUUGUUGCCCUCAUCUCACAGAGUGAGGGUAUAAUUGGGGGCAGGGAGGCAGCGCCACACUCUCGGCCCUACAUGGCCUCCAUCCAGAUGCCAGAAGGAGAGAAAAUGAUCCAUGAAUGUGGAGGGUUUGUGAUUGCAGAUCAGUGGGUGAUGACUGCAGCCCACUGUCUGCCAACCGGGCCAAAUGGAAGGAUAGUAGUGUUGGGAGUCCAUUCUCUGAGUGAACCUGAAGAGACACAGCAAACCUUUGACAUUUUGGAACUUCACAACCACCCAGACUUCAGCGUGUCAAAUUAUGAUAAUGACAUUGCUUUAAUUAAGUUGGACCGCCCAAUUAAUGUCUCUGAAGCGGUCAAAGCUGUGGAAUUCCUGCGUGCAGGCGGCGUGAACCCUGACACCAAUGCAGAGGUCGACACAGCCGGCUGGGGAUCCCUAGACAACCUGGGGUCCAGGCCAGACAAGCUCAAAGAGGUGGUCAUUGAGGUGAUGAACCCAGCUCGGUGCAAACGCGGUGACUACUUUGGCAGGAAGUUCACUGAUAACAUGAUAUGUGCACACAAAGUAUGUCCUGACCCCUGUGAUCAACCAUACAAGAAGGAAGACAGUUGUGAUGGUGACUCUGGAGGUCCUCUGCUCUACAAUGGUAUUGUAGUGGGCAUUACGUCAAACGGAGGAAAGAAGUGUGGUCUUAUUAAAAAGCCUGGAAUUUACACCAUCAUCUCCCAUUACACGGAGUGGAUUGACAACACCAUGGCAGUGCAGCCAACAUUAGAACCACCUUAACAAAUAAAGGAGAGCCGUUUUUAUCUGCAGCCAUUUCAACCACUGCUUUGUCUGAGUCACUAAUUACUCUACUUAGAUAUGAAGCUGAUGCACCCAUAGGACAUUAUGUUUCUUUGUCAUUUGCAUCUAAUGCAUAGUUACAGAGAUAAAUGUCCAGCAUGAUGAUCAACACAAAUGAUAUAUUUCACAUCAUUUUAUCAAAUCACUGUAUAAAAGUAUCAAUAAAAUACAGUUUAUCACUUUCAAGUGUCA
Monopterus albus (swamp eel) is the source of this 1121-nucleotide messenger RNA. It is a transcript of the gene cfd, whose product is annotated as complement factor D (adipsin). The record is from RefSeq and is a predicted model, not a curated record. Gene Ontology annotation, molecular function: serine-type endopeptidase activity. Gene Ontology annotation, biological process: proteolysis. NCBI's taxonomy places the organism in Eukaryota, Metazoa, Chordata, Actinopteri, Synbranchiformes, Synbranchidae. The transcript has 5 exons. The coding region runs from base 45 to 869 and encodes 274 amino acids.